CGGCUCAGAAAUUCCACCACGAAAAUGGGAUGAGUCUUGUGAGGUUGAGUCACACUCGCUUUGCCCGGUGGUCUUCUAGUCACCUUCGGACACACUCCUUCUCACAUGAGGCAUUUGUGAUCACACAAUUGCAAUUGCAAAUAUGCCUACGGUUCACCUGCUAGACUACGUCGCGGGGAACGUGCGAAGUCUCGUCAACGCCAUCGAGAAGGUUGGCUACGACGUCGCCUGGGUCAAGACUCCCGAAGAGGUCAAGAAUGCGGAUAAACUCAUCCUCCCCGGCGUCGGCCACUUUGGCCACUGCCUUUCACAGCUGUCUUCGGCGGGUUUCCUCCCCGCCAUAAAAGCCCACAUCGAGGCCGGCAAGCCCUUCAUGGGCAUCUGUGUUGGCAUGCAGGCUCUGUUCUCUGGAUCUUCCGAGGAUUCCCAGUGCCCCGGGUUGGGCUUUAUCGCCUCUUCGCUCUCCCGCUUUGACGACAGUGACAAGGCAGUCCCGCACAUUGGCUGGAACGAUGCUGUCGUCGAGGGCGGCGUGUCGCUUUACGACCUGAGGCCCGGAUCCAAGUACUACUAUGUCCACAGCUACCGAUGUCCGUACAAGAAGGGAGACCUGGAGGGCCAGGGAUGGACUGUGGCCACGGCAGGCUAUGGAAGCGAGACGUUUGUCGGUGCCGUCGCCAAGGGCAACAUUCUCGUCACUCAGUUCCACCCCGAGAAGAGCGGUGUCGCAGGACUGAGGGUCAUCAGGUCUUUCCUCACCGGGGAGGGUGCGAAAAUCUUGGGUCAGGUACAGCCUGAGGCCACGGCGUCGACACAGUCCAGUGGGGGAGCAGUUACACAGCCAGGCCUUACCAGGCGGGUAAUCGCGUGUCUCGAUGUACGGACAAAUGAUUCGGGCGACCUCGUCGUCACAAAGGGCGACCAAUACGACGUGCGCGAGAAGGACGCCGACCGUGGCGUCCGCAACCUGGGAAAGCCAGUCGACAUGGCCAAGAAGUACUACGAGCAGGGUGCCGACGAGGUGACCUUCCUGAACAUCACGUCCUUCCGGGACCUGCCGCUCAAGGACCUGCCCAUGCUGGAGAUUCUGCGGCUCACCUCGCAAACCGUGUUUGUGCCGCUUACCAUCGGCGGCGGGAUCCGGGACACGGUCGACCCGCUCGACGGGAGGAAGGUGUCGGCGCUCGACAUCGCGAGCAUGUACUUCCGCAGCGGCGCCGACAAGGUGAGCAUCGGGUCGGACGCCGUGACCGCCGCGGAGGAGUACUAUGCCGCCGGCUGCAAGCUGUCGGGCACCACGGCGAUCGAGCAGAUCUCGCGCGCCUACGGCAACCAGGCAGUGGUGGUGUCCAUCGACCCCAAGAGGGUCUACGUGGCCUCUCCGGAGGCGGCGGGCGCUCACCACACCAUCAAGACCAAGUUCCCCGGCCCAAACGGCGGGGAGGAGUACUGCUACUACGCGUGCACCAUCAAGGGCGGGCGCGAGACGCGGGACCUGGAUGUCGUCCAGCUGGCCCAGGCGGUCGAGGCCAUGGGCUGCGGCGAGCUGCUGCUCAACUGCAUCGACCGCGACGGCACCAACAGCGGCUUCGACCUGGAGCUGAUUCGCCAGGUCAAGGGAGCCGUCAAGAUCCCCGUCAUCGCCUCCUCUGGCGCCGGCAACCCGGGUCACUUCGAGGAGGUAUUCGCCGAGACGACCACGGACGCGGCGCUCGGAGCGGGCAUGUUCCACCGUGGCGAGUACACGGUUAGGGACGUCAAGGAAUACCUGGGCAAGAAGGGCCUAACCGCUAGGGCAUUCGAGGGAGAAUUUUGAUAUGCUGCCGUGGACCAUUUCGGCAUUCGCGACGGGGGAUGAUCAGGAAGCGUGCUAUACGUGCUAUAAUGUCGCGUUACGCCGUCUACGAAACUUGGCUUCAAGAGAAAUUAGAACCGAUAGAAUUGCGUCAGCAUCUACCCAAAGUAUUGGUUUUGCAACCGCAUCGCCAUUCUUGUUGACUAAAAUCUGUUGCACCUUUUGUGCUUAUAACUUGAUGGUCGAAAAGGUAGGAUGCUGUUAUGUACUCCCGUGCUCCUGGUGCUGUGCUUGUAAUCCAUGUUCUUGCCGUAAUCACGACGGAUUUUCCUUCCACAUUGUUUCAAAGUCUUCCUUUUUUCAGAACGCUUUUAAGAGAUCACCUGAACAGAGACAAUCGAACGAUCCCACAAAGACAACACAGACAAGGAAAUCAACGCGACCCAACACUCCAAACCAAAAGACCGUUCCCAGGACUCAAAGGCAGAUUGCCAAAUAACGAGAGUGUUGGAUGUCGAAAAGAAGGCUGCUGGUCCAUAUCCUACACUUCCGUGCCCAUGAACACCCAUUCCUUGCUCGUCACAUCGACAGCUCCCGCCCACUGGUCGAGUGUCAUGAGCUCGAGGCCCGCCCACCGCAGGCCCUUUGUCAGCGUCUUGGCCUCGUCAGUCUCGAUGGACCGGUCGAUGCAGAUGACCAACUGUGAGCAGCCCAAAGGCGACUCGGCCAGCUCCAUCAGCGCCACGAGAGCGUCUUUCAGAUCGCGGCCGACGACACCGGCGUCGAAGAAGGUGAACAGGGUCCUCUCGCCACGGGCGUAGUCCUCCGCCGUGAAGGCGCGGAAGCUAGCACCGCCCUGGUAGUCCCAUAUCUCCAUCCACGAGGUGACCUCGAUGUUGCUGUUUGCAGGACCACUGCCGCACAUGAUUUCGGGUCCAUCACACGGAGGCGUGAGCUGCUGGCGCUGGUCGGGAUGGGCGUUGCUGGUGUAGGAGCCAAAGUAUCCCGAGUCAAUGGAAGCAGCGCUGCUCCCAGCGGAUGGGCGCCGGUUGGCGUCAGUGGUGCCGGUGCUAUUGUUUGCUGAGUGAUCGUGUUGUUGAAAAACACCCGUCAGGCCGGAGACCGCUGAGUGACCGUUCCUCUCACCGAAGAAAGCGGUCGCCAUGGUCUCACAAAAGAAUCUCUCACAUUCUUCCCUGAUGCGAAGUGUUGCCCCCCCUCGUCGGCGACGAGACUCGCUGUUGGAUGCCGUGGACUGACGCUUGGCAGGCUUGGGCGUCAGGGCGAGCUCGUUUGACGAGGUGAUUGCGGCGAGGGGGGGACUUGACGGCGGGGAGGGUAAUCCUGAGAUGGGGACCUCAGGAAUACCACUCGGCCCCUGCAGCCAGGGUAGUGCAGUAGUGGAGGCCCUUGAGCGAGCCGGCGGCGUCGACGACGUAGCAGGAGGCGAGAACGUUGGCCUGGCGGGCCAUGUCCUCGCCGUAAUUACUACUCGACUGAUUGGAAUUUAAAGUUUUCAUGGGCGCCAUUGUGAUAUGCCACCGUGGGGGAUUUCGCUUGGAGAUGGGUUGGAUUGUUGGUUGGUUGGGAAUUCGCAGGGCGCGACGACGGCAAAGUGGUCGAGGAUCUGGUUGAUUGAUUGAUUGAUUGAUUGAUUGACCUAGUCAGGUGGAGCUGCAGGUGGUGUGUGAUUGAUUGAUGGUGUUGGUUAGGAUGUCGAUGGCUGCUUUUGCGCGAACAGGUGGAGACGGGCGAGCAGGAGAUGGUACUUUCAGGUUGACGGAUUGGUUGGUUGGCUGAUGAAUGAGGCUGAAUCGAUCGAAGUCGACGAGGGAGACGGAGAGGUCGGGGUUGAUAAAGAGGAGGCGGGAGCGAGGGUCGACAAGGAGAAAAACAGGCGAGGCGGUCCACAAAUUGGGUGUGGAGUCUUGGCUAGCGUCAGGCUUGCGUCUGGAAAUUUCGAGUCAUUCUGAUCAACUC
Molecule: messenger RNA, 3775 nt
Organism: Diaporthe batatas
Lineage: Eukaryota; Fungi; Ascomycota; Sordariomycetes; Diaporthales; Diaporthaceae
Product: imidazoleglycerol-phosphate synthase
Exons: 2
Coding region: 143-1816 (557 amino acids)
Biological process (GO): L-histidine biosynthetic process
Molecular function (GO): imidazoleglycerol-phosphate synthase activity; oxo-acid-lyase activity
Source: RefSeq, a predicted model, not a curated record